AGUGUGUUUCUGAAAUUCUGACAGCACGCAUGGUGACAUGCAGUGAUAUGAUUGUAUACGUCAUCGUAGAAUUAAGUUAAACAAAGUACAAAAAAAUAUAAUUAUAUUUAAAUAAAUUCUAAUUAUCAUUUUUUUUUCUAAUAAUUUUUGAGUAUAGAAAUAUUAGCAAGUGUUUUUUAAAAUAAUUAUUUUUAUCACAAUGAUGGAUGAAAUAAAUUUAAGAGUUUUAACUCUCAAUUGUUGGGGCAUUCCAUAUGUGUCAAGUAAUCGAAGACAAAGAAUAAUUGCAAUUGCUGAAAAGCUAUCAUUUGGUGAUUAUGAUGUUAUUUGUCUUCAAGAAAUAUGGUGUAGAAAUGAUUAUAAAAUAAUCAGAACAAAAACACAAGAAACAUUACCGUAUUCACACUAUUUUUAUAGUGGAGUUAUUGGUUCUGGUGUAUGCUGUUUUUCAAAAUAUCCAAUUCAAGAUGUAAUGUUUCAUAAGUGGUCCCUAAAUGGCUAUGUCCAUAAAGUUCAUCAUGGUGAUUGGUUUGGUGGUAAAGGAGUUGGCUUAUGUAGACUUCGAAUUAAUGAUGCAAAUGUCAACAUUUACAAUGCUCAUCUUCAUGCUGAAUACAACAGUGAAAAUGAUGAAUACUCAGCUCAUAGAAUACUUCAAGCAUUUGAUAUGGCACAAUUUAUCAGAAUGACUGAACAAGGUGCUGAUGCUGUUAUUCUUGGUGGUGAUUUAAAUACUGGACCUCAAGAUUUAGCAUAUCGUAUUAUAAAAGGUGUUGCUAGUUUGGCUGAUGCAUGCUCAAUUAUUCAUAAUGAUAUUGGAACAAGUGAAUGUGCCAAUAAUAGUUAUACAUCAUUAAAAGUUGCUAGUAAAUUACCACAAGGAAAACGUAUUGAUCAUAUAUUAUAUUCAGGCUCAAAAAAUUAUAUGGUUCAAAUUGUUAAUUGUCAACAACCAUUUCCUGAUCGUGUACCAAAUAAAAGUUUUAGUUUUUCUGAUCAUGAAGCUGUUGUUGCUGAGUUUAAAUUAACAAGAGGGACAUAUCAAACUUUAGAAACAGACGUACGUGAAUCAUUAAAAGAAGCAUUAAGUAUUUGUGAAAAAUCAUUGAGAGAUAUUAAAAGACAGCGUAUAUGGUACUUACUGAUAAGUUUGUUUAUUGCAAUUCCACUUGUUUGGUCAAUGGGCUUUGAGUCAACGGCCAGCUCAAUUGGAAUUGGUAUCAGUAUUGCAUUGAAUAUUGGGCGUCUUUUAUCAACAGCUAUUUUAUGUUACUCUUUAUUCAUGAGCUCAAUAUGGAAUUGUGUUGAAAAAAAUGCCCUCAAAGCUGGAUAUUUGGCUAUGGAAAUACGCCUCAUGCAAUUAAACAAUCAUAUUAUUAAACGUUAAUGAUAAUGAUGAUUUUUUUUUUUCAAUAUUUAAAUUAUAUCAUAAACAAAUUAUUUGUUUAUGAUAUUAGAUGCAUUUAUUAUAGCAAAUUGAUUAAUUUAGAUAGCUCAUAUUUUUUAAUUAAUUUUUAAAAGUAUUUUUUUUUUUCUUUUUUAUUUUAAAUUUAAAAAAAAAUACUUUACUUGUUAAACAAGAAUUAUUUUUAGUAGAAAAAAUAAUAAUACUGUGUAUUAUAGAGAAAAAUUUUUUAAAAUAUAAUUUUACAAAGCUCAAUAUGAACUAAAUAAUAAUAUAUUAUCAUUUUUGAUAAUUUCACAUUUCAAGUGUUUGAAACAUCACCCAUAUAUUUUAUAUUUGAAAAAUCGUGUUUACAAAAAAAUAAAUAAAUUAUGAGUCAUAAAAUAUGACUCAAAAACCUUCAAAUAAACUUGUUUUUUUUUUUUUUAUUAUUUUUAAAUUGAAUGACACAAUAAAAUUGUCAUAAAUUUGUAUUCAAAAAAUGUAUUAAAUAUUUGCAAUAAAACAAAAAUAAUAUAUUA
This is a messenger RNA of Aphidius gifuensis, 1926 nucleotides long. It is a transcript of the gene nSMase, whose product is annotated as putative neutral sphingomyelinase. The transcript has 6 exons. Gene Ontology annotation, molecular function: sphingomyelin phosphodiesterase activity. The record is from RefSeq and is a predicted model, not a curated record. NCBI's taxonomy places the organism in Eukaryota, Metazoa, Arthropoda, Insecta, Hymenoptera, Braconidae. Gene Ontology annotation, cellular component: cytoplasm. The coding region runs from base 200 to 1387 and encodes 395 amino acids.